This is a messenger RNA of Dermacentor albipictus, 937 nucleotides long. RefSeq lists its product as uncharacterized. The record is from RefSeq and is a predicted model, not a curated record. NCBI's taxonomy places the organism in Eukaryota, Metazoa, Arthropoda, Arachnida, Ixodida, Ixodidae. Gene Ontology annotation, molecular function: zinc ion binding.
GUCGUCAUCACCACCACUGCAAACGCAUUAUGGCCGCCGCCGCUGUUGUGCAAGCCCCUCCCGUGCGCCCGGCGCUUCCCGCCGGACCACGACGUACCAAGUCGCCGCCGAAGCCACCGCUCAAGCCACCCGCCAAACCAACGGCCAUACCACCGGCCAAGUCGCCAGCGAGGCAGCCGCCGCUCGUGGUGACUCAGCAACCCGCCGCUGUAACGCUGCCACCUCCGGUACCCGGUCAGCCAAACGUCAAGCAGCCGGACGCUGUUCCACGGGUGCCCCAGCGCGAAGUGCCCGAAGGGGUGCAUCUCACGGCUCGGCCGAGCAUGACGCCAGAGAAGCUGCCGGACUUCGGCGACGUUCCGGUGGUGCUCACAUGUCCGCAGUGCUUCCGCCGGGUCACGACCAGGGUUGAACUCGAGAACGGACGCUUCGCGAAGUGCAUGGCCUGCUGCACCUGCCUUGUGUGCUGCUGGUGCUGCUUCUGGGUGCCCCUGUACGCGGACUACUUCAAGGACCUGUACCACGUGUGCCCGCAGUGCCACGGCAUCCUGUACGAGAGGAAGAAGAUGGGCUGAAGGCACAAGGGAGGUCCUGCGAGGACUGCCACUUUAUUCCACAGCUGUCUUCCCGUUUCCUUUAGAAGCUUAUGUCGUCUGGAAAACAGGCACAUAUACGCUAACCUCCCGUGUUAUCUCUGCGGGACGCUAUGGCGCUGUGAACCGUAACUUUAUGUUACGCUUUUCAGCCCACUCCUGUAGCCGACGACUUCGGAAAGCAGGUCGAUUGUUGGAGACAAUUACUUUUACAUUGGCAAACAUUUUCGUGUUCAAAAUGGAAAUUACGCUUUUAGCAUCGUCUUCACCAGGUCUUGCUGCAAUUAUCCUGGUGCACUCACAAUACACAAUAAGAAGGCUUGUGUCUUCUUAACUCCUUCAGA